Cololabis saira (Pacific saury) is the source of this 2180-nucleotide messenger RNA. RefSeq lists its product as uncharacterized. The record is from RefSeq and is a predicted model, not a curated record. Lineage: Eukaryota; Metazoa; Chordata; Actinopteri; Beloniformes; Belonidae. The transcript is spliced from 3 exons. Bases 240 to 1571 code for a protein of 443 amino acids.
UUCCACUUCAGUCCUGCAUUAGAUCUGGAAUCAGCUAGAUUUGAAAAGUGAUUUCUGUCAAACCACUCCGUCUUGGACACCUGCACCAUCCUGUGGAGGGGCGGAGCCAACCCAGCUGUCAGACCAGAAACUUGAUACACCUGUCCAGGUCACCUGUCCAUCACAGAAGAGACAGUCUAAGGGUUGUGGUGAUCCUGAAUGUGCAGUUGGAGGAAAAGUGUGACGACAGAUUCAUAACGAUGGCCACUUCAGCUCCCACAUCUGACUCCACAAUAAAAGCAGCUCAUCUGUACAUCAACGGGCUGAAAAGCAAGAUAGGUCAACUUAGAAAGGUUGUAAGAAAACAUAAGAUCCAGGUGCUGGCGAUAUCUGGAACACGUCUGGACAAAAAUGUCAAAGAUGAGGAAGUGAAGCUUAAGGGUUUCAAGUUGUUUAGGAAGGACAGAGAUCGUAAUGGAGGAGGUGUAGCUCUGUACAUCCAAGACCAUAAUAAGAUAAUGAAUACCCCUGAAAAAGCCCCUGAUUGUGAGAUGAUUUGGGUUACGGUUUCUCCAAAUCCCUGCGCAACCCUGUUAGUGGGCUGUUGUUACAACCCAGACUUAAAUGAAGAGUCUGUGAAUAAAAUCCUUAAACAAUUCCAAAACCUGGAAAAAAAAGGAAAAGAUGUUCUGUUGAUGGGAAACUUCACCAUCGAUUGGCUGUCUGAGUCCAAGCUGAAGACGAAGAUCGAACAGGAAACUACUGAAUGUGGUUUGAAUCAACUGGUUGAAGAUCCCACCAGGGUGACGGAACAUGAAGCAACAUGCAUUGAUCACAUCUACACCAACAUCCCUGAUCAGUGCUCUGACGUGACCUUCACGGAGGCGGCUUUCAGCGACCAUCUUCUACUGACCGUGAACGUAACGACAUCCAUCCGCAUAAAAGCAGCUCAUCUGAACAUCAACGAUCUGAAAAGCAACAUCGCUGAAAUUAGAGAUGUUGUAAAAAAACAUCCGUUCCAGGUGCUGGCGAUAUCUCAAACAUAUCUGGAUAAUAAAGUCAAAGAUAAGGAAGUGAAGCUGGAGGGUUUCAAGUUGUUUAGGAGGGACAGAGAUAGUACUGGAGGAGGUGUAGCUCUGUACAUCCAAGGAAACAUUCGAACAAGGAAACACCCUAAAGAAGAACCUGAUUGUGAGAUGAUUUGGGUUACAGUUUCUCCACAUGACAGCAGACCCCUCUUAGUGGGCUGUUGUUACAACCAAGAUAAAAAAAAAAAUUCUCUGGAAAGAAUCCUUGAGCGAAUCAGAAAGCUAAAAAUAACAACAAAUUACAAAGAGGUUCUGUUGAUGGGGAACUUCAACAUCGACUGGCUGUUUGAAUCUGACCUGAAGAAGAAGAUUGAAGAAGUAACUACUGAAUGUGGUCUGAGUCAACUGGUUACCCAGCCCACCAGGAGGACCGGAGAUGAAGCAACAUGCAUUGAUCACAUCUACAGCGACAUCCCAGAUCGGUGCUCUGCAGUUUCCCACACGGAGGUGGAAUUCAGCGACCAUCUUCUACUGACUGUGACCGUGACGACAAUCUGCAGCUGAUCAGGCAGAGUAGCAAGGAAUUAGUGUCAAUGCAGAACAGCAGUGAUCAACAGAAACCUGAGUCAGGUUUCUUUCAGACGCUCCCUUCCUCCUCCAUAAAAGAAUUCAAAUUAUUAGUAAAGAAACAUCUCUUAAAUAAAUACAUAUAAAACUUAAUUAUUACUAAAUGGCGAUUGGUUUACUAAAAAUGGUCAUGGGUUCAAGUUAAGAUAAGUGAUUAUAACUUAAACGCAUUGUCGAUGACUAUACAUUGUUUGAAUUGGUUGAUGCUAUUUAAAGAAGGUAUGAUUUUGUAUUGUAAUGCAUUACAUCCAAAUGUUUCGGAAGGACUGUAACCUUAAUGUGAGUGUCAAAAGGAGCACUGGUCUUGUUUGACAGAAAUCUAGAAUAUAUUUUGUAGUAGAAUUUCCUUUUUUUUUUAACUUUUUUCUUUUCUACGUUUCUUUUAUUUUUCUUUACUACCUCUUUAGGUUUGCUUUUCAUUUUUUUCAUGUAUUGUAUAUUAUGUGUCGGACCCCAGAAAGAAUAGCUGCAGUUUUGCUGUAGCUUAUGGGGAUCCAAAUAAAACUAUAAACUAUAAUCCUAAACCAGUAACUACCAAGGGGGAUG